AAGGCAGGGCGGGAGCUGCGGGACGAGCGCCUGAGGUGCCCUGGAGAAGCCAUGGAGCUGAGCAGCAAGAAGAAGCUUCAUGCUCUAUCCCUGGCCGAGAAGAUCCAGGUGCUGGAACUCCUGGAUGAGUCCAAGAUGUCCCAGUCGGAGGUGGCCCGGCGCUUCCAGGUCUCCCAGCCACAGAUCUCACGCAUCUGCAAGAAUAAGGAGAAGCUGCUGGCGGACUGGUGCAGUGGCACAGCCAACCGGGAGCGCAAACGCAAGCGCGAGUCCAAGUACAGCGGCAUCGACGAGGCUCUGCUCUGCUGGUACCACAUUGCUCGGGCCAAGGCCUGGGACGUGACGGGGCCUAUGCUGCUCCACAAAGCCAAGGAGCUGGCCGACAUCUUGGGCCAGGAUUUUGUGCCUAGCAUUGGCUGGCUGGUCCGUUGGAAACGCCGAAACAAUGUGGGUUUUGGUGCCCGCCAUGUACUAGCACCUCCGUUCCCCCCUGAGCCACCUCCCCCAGGCCUCACAUCCCAGCUGCCUCUUUCUCUUAAAGACUUCUCUGCAGAGGACGUUUUUGGCUGUGCUGAAGUGCCCUUGCUGUAUCGAGCAGUGCCUGGCAGACUAGGUGCUGGUGAUCAAGUGCAAGUGCUGCUGUGUGCCAACAGCAGGGGCACAGAGAAGCGACGGGUGCUGGUCAGUGGUCUCCAGGCUGCACCAAGGUGCUUCUUUGGGGUCAGCAGUGAGGCCCUGCCUGCCUCCUACCACCCUGACGUGGGCAUCCCCUGGUCAGAGUGGCUGGCACAGUUUGACCGGGACAUGGGGAGGCAGGGCCGACAGGUAGCCUUGCUGCUGGCUGCCCAGGUGGUGGAGGAGUUGGCAGUCCUGCCUGGGCUCUGCCACGUGAGGCUCCUGCCUCUUCCUACCGCUGGCACCACACCUUCUCUACCCAGCUCUGUGGUCCGGGCCUUUAAGGCCCAUUACCGGCACCGUCUGCUGGGCAAGCUGGCGGCUGCCCAGAGCAAGAGGGCUGGCACGUCGCUGGCUGAGGCUGGGGCCGGCAUCACGGUGCUGGACACUCUGCACAUGGCGGCGGCAGCCUGGGCCAAGGUUCCUCCCCAGUUCAUUGUAAGCAGCUUCCUUCAGGAAGGGCUAGCUCCCUGCAAAAUGCCCCUGUGCUCGGACAAAGCCUCUGAGAUGCCACCAGUGCCCAGUGGGCUGAGCCUCGAGGAGUUUUCCCGCUUUGUGGACCUGGAGGGCGAGGAGCCCGUGUCUGGAGUGUGCAAAGAGGAGAUGGGUGCUGAAGACGGGGAGGGGGCUGGGGGGGAUGGCUUCGAGCCCCUGCCCACCAAAGCCGACGCCCUCCGGGCCCUGGGCACCCUGAGGAGGUGGUUCGAGUGCAACAGCACCUCCCCUGAGCUAUUUGAGAAGUUCUACGCCUGUGAGGAGGAGGUUGAGCGGCUCUGCUGCCUGUGAAGGGCCCUGCUCCUCGCCAGAGCCCCCUCGCAUCCUGUUUCCCGUGGAAACGCCCUCUCACAGAAGGCGGGUGGGAGGCCGGUCUCUUUCAGGUUGAAAUGGGGCUUUUGUGAAAGGUGUAGAAGGGAGACAAGUUGGGAGACGAAGCCUAAACUCUGAGCGAAAGUCACCCGAGCCCAGAGAAGAGACAUCCAAAGGCGUCCCCUGGGUGAGCGAGGCCAGGCUGGGCAGUUUCUGAGCCUCAAGGGAGGCUGGGACUUGGGCAGGUGAAA
Molecule: messenger RNA, 1733 nt
Organism: Pteronotus mesoamericanus
Lineage: Eukaryota; Metazoa; Chordata; Mammalia; Chiroptera; Mormoopidae
Gene: TIGD3
Product: tigger transposable element derived 3
Exons: 2
Coding region: 52-1461 (469 amino acids)
Cellular component (GO): nucleus
Molecular function (GO): DNA binding
Source: RefSeq, a predicted model, not a curated record